CAUGCUUCACAGUUUUUGUUGAACAAGUGGAAAGCUUUAUUCUCAAGUGCUAAGUCACAUGCUUUUAUAUCCUCAUGCAAUUUAAAACAAAGAACUCUCUAUGAAAGUGAGUUCUUCGUUUUCUUCCAAAUCCAGGAUAACUACAAUGUAGAAAAGUCAUUGUGGAUGUUUGUUUUGAUGGGAGCUAAGGGGUUCUGGAGUCUUCAAUUUAACCAAAUUAUCCAUGCCGUCUCAGACGAUGGCCGAAGCUCAUCAACACCACCAUCAUUGCCACAAAUCUAAGUACACAAAUUCUGGUAGUUUAGACUUGGCAUAUUUGGAACAACUCCAGGCAUAUACUGCAUGGGUCAACUCACAGUUAAAGAAGCGACCAGGGAGUCGUGUAAUCCAAAAUCUGCCUAUAGACAUGAAGGAUGGUGUGGCAUUUAUCCAGCUGAUAGAAGUAGUUGCUGGGGAGAGUUUGCACCUCAAUGAAAACCCUACCAGCAUGGCGGCAAUGAAGGAUAAUGUUGACCAGGUUUUGCAGUUCAUGGCGGUCAACAAAAUCAAGAUGCAUCAUACUUCAUCUAAAGAAAUCCUUGAGGGCAGUCUCAAGGCCAUCAUGAGACUUAUUCUAGCACUUGCCGCACACUUCAAGCCUGGCAGUGUCAAGCAGACUGUCCAGAAUUCUAGUCUCCAUGCUGCACCUACUGGCCGUAAGGUGGCGCGCACCCCAUCUGCGGCAGCAGCUGCGGCAGGAGCAGCAGCAGCUAUUGCUGAGGCCAGUCGAGCUGCAGCUAAUGUUGGCAGACACAUACCUUCUCGACUGAAAAAACAUAGAGCUGAUCUGCUGAAGACACCCAAAGUAGAGGUGGAACAUUCUUCUGCCAGUGACACAGGCAGCCCUAUGCUACCUGCCAGUGACUCGUUACCUGGAACACCGCGUAAGCUGAGCAGAUCCUCAGUGGAAACCCCUAGGGAAACCAGAUCUGGGAGGUCUACCCCGGGAAGUGGGUCUAACACACCCAGACGUUGGAGGCAAGAUGGGUCUGAGCACUCUGGAUCAGAUGUUGAAUCUGGGGCGAGCUCUAAGAAAAAGCUGCUGUCUAAGAGGGUGUCGACUGUGGCGACAGAUUUCUUGUAUGAGUUGAGUCUGGAUCAUGAUGCUAUGGAUGACGAUGUUGGAGAGACCAAGGGAAUGCUGCUGGAGCUACAAAAACUUCUUUUAGAUGGCCGCAUAGAGGAGGAUGAAGUCCCUGUUGAACACACCCACCUAGAGGGGGUCAACCUGCAGGAGCAACUCACCAUAGUAAACAGCAGACUGAGUCAGCAGAGUGCAGAGUAUGACCAGCUCAAGUCAGAACGCAACAAGUACAAAGAGGAAUGUAUCAACUUACAAGGCAUGAAAUCAGGGCUACUAUCCCGCCUAAACCAGCAGGAGGAAGUGAUAAUGCAGCUGAAAUCUGAGCUACUCAAGCAUGGCUUUGAACAGCAGAACCGAAAUGCUGAUGUGGCAGAACUUCAUCGUAAAGUUGACGAGAGAAAUGGAGAGAUAUCGGCCAUGAGAACAGAGUUGCUGCGACGAGAGAAGGCAAUGGAUCGGCAGCGUGCAGAGAUGGAGGACAUGCUACGAGAGAUGGAGCAGAUGAGAUAUGCGGAGGCCGCCUCAGGUCACCAUGGUGAUGAAUCCCAGGUGCUGGAGCUUCAACAGAAGAUAAUUGAGCUGCAGGAACACCUCCAGGCAGUGACGUCACAUGAGGCUGACAUCUCAAGUCGGAUAGUGACGCAAGACCAGAAGAUGUUAUCUCUUGAACAAAAGAUUUUGUCUUCACAAAAUGCAGAUCAGCAAGGGUUGAGUAGACCGUCCACAGAGGAGAUGGAUAUGGUCCGAGAAGCAAUACAGAGUUUGCGUGAGUGCUUCCGCUCACAUGACCCUCAUCAGCACACCCUGGACACUCUUGAACAGACUAUAACAAGCCUGCUGGAUAGGCCAGUAUUAAACGGGUCAUUCCACAGAGAAGAAGAAGUAAACGGUGUGGAGUAUAAUGAUAAGUAUGGCUAUGUGAAGCAGCACCAUCGACAUGACGGCUCCAGGGUGCUUGAAAGAGACGGCACAGGAGUCUCUACCAAGGUGCUGUACUUCACUGAGAAGACUGUCACCCCUUUCCUUACCUCCAUCCCUAAAAGGCUGGGUAACAUUACUCUACGAGACUUCAAGCACAUGUUUGAUCGCCCGGGACCAUACAGAUUCCAUUUCAAGGCUCUUGACCCAGAGUUUGGUACUGUCAAGGAAGAGGUGAUUGAAGAUGAUGACAUCAUCCCGGGCUGGGAGGGGAAAAUCGUGGCAUGGGUGGAGGAGGACAUGGCACUUUUACCUCGGUAUUCAGAUGGCCACUCCCUGGCUUCAGCUGACAGGGAUGGGUGACCCUGUCUACACAAGGCACUUUGUUCCUGGUACUUAGACAAACAUGACCUAGCUACAAGAGACGCAAAGAGAUAACCUAGUCUAUUCCUUGAAAUACUCAUGCUAAAUGACCUGGCUAAAGCUGACAGAAAAAGCAUUUCUAAAUACACUUCCUAGUACUACAUAUUGCCUGAAGCAGGCUGAAUGGAUUUGAUUACCCUGUCUAAGAAGAGCACUCCUCCAUGGUUUUUCAUACCAGAUGACCUGGCUAAUAUGGAAAUGAAUAGGACAACCAUGUCUAAGAGGGGCCACCUUAGUGUUUCUCAUACCAACACAGACUGACUAAAGCAGGUGAACAGGAAUGGGAUACCCUGUCUAAGAGGUGCACCCCACCAAGGUUCUUAUACCACAUGACCUGGCUAACACAGACAGGAAAAGGACAACCAUGUCUAAGAGGGGCUACCUCAGUGCUUCUUAUAUGACACAAACUGAUUAAAGUGGACAAACAGGAAUGGGAUACCCUGUCUAGGAGAGGCGCUCUUGAAGUACUCUUACAAAAACUACCUGGCUAUAGUGAACAGGUAUUCCUAUGGAUUCAACAGUAACCUACCUACAGUGAACAGAAAUGGAUGACCCUGUCUAAACAAGGCAUUCCUUAGUGAUAAUGAUACCAACAGAUCCUGCCUAAAGCAGACACAGAAAUAGAUGACCCUGUCUAAAUGGGGCACUUGCUACUUGGUACCUAGGAAUGGAUUUUGGGUCAAACUGGACAAAAUCCCAAGUUUGGAAGAAUGACAACUAUAUACUUCAAAAAGUAUAUAGUGUAUACAAUUGCUUCAAUAUAAAAACAUCCUGCUCCCAGGGUAAUCCUACCAAUCAACUCUUAGGAAAAGCUCAUAAUGGGUUUAUUGGUUAUAUUGAAAUGUUACCAGGCCAUAUCCCAGAGGGAAAAAUGGAUUUGGAUAUCCCUGAACUCAAUGCCGGCCCUGAUGCACAGUAUUUACACAGUGAACACUUGAUGGACUUAUUUUCAAUUAAAAAUACAAGUAAAUUAAUUUCCGGGUUUAAGUAACCCAAGUUCACAAUGGCAUUGUAAAUUAGAAGAAAAUGAUAUUGUUUUAUAAUAGAGAUUUUUUAUCUCUGAAACGAUAGUAUUAUAAUGACAUGUAUAUUUUGUAAAUAAUGUGUGUGGAUGAAUUACAGCAAUUUAGUUGCAAUGUUCUCGAGCAA
Molecule: messenger RNA, 3613 nt
Organism: Nematostella vectensis (starlet sea anemone)
Lineage: Eukaryota; Metazoa; Cnidaria; Anthozoa; Actiniaria; Edwardsiidae
Product: dixin
Exons: 13
Coding region: 224-2404 (726 amino acids)
Biological process (GO): canonical Wnt signaling pathway
Cellular component (GO): cytosol
Molecular function (GO): protein binding
Source: RefSeq, a predicted model, not a curated record